ACCAGCUACUGACCCAAGGAGGCGACAGUCGUCGCUGACCGUGGACGCUGCGGUUUGGUCUUGUCCUCCUCGCCGCUUCCCUUUUCUCGGGGAGGGGGGUGUCGCAGGGACUCGGCCAGCCCCGUUCCAGAAGCUUUUGGUUCCGUAAGUGUUGGUUUGAGGAAGCUUAAUCCUGUCCUGAGGUUGCCUCAGAAACAAAAGGGACUAUCUUCCUUUGAAUAAGGUCAGCAAAGAUGUCCAAUGACCCCCCCCCUCCCUAUCCUGGGGACCCCUCAGCUCCCCUGUUGGAGGAGAAGACUGGAGGCCCACCUGGUACAGGCAGAGCCUCACCAGCUAUGGUCCAACCCCCUGGCAUACCCCUACCCCCACCAGACAUUGGGCCUCCUCCCUAUGAGCCACCACUUCAUCCGAUCCCUCAGCCGGGCUUCAUCCCUCCUCACUUGAAUGCAGAUGGUACUUACGUGCCCCCAGGCUUCUAUCCACCUCCUGGCCCUCACCCUCCCAUGGGCUACUACCCCACAGGUCCUUAUCCAGGCCCUGGGGGCCACACAGCCACUGUCCUUGUCCCUUCAGGGGCUGCAACUACAGUGACUGUGCUGCAGGGAGAAAUCUUCGAGGGGGCACCUGUGCAGACUGUGUGUCCUCACUGCCAGCAGUCGAUCACCACCAAGAUCUCCUAUGAGAUUGGCCUGAUGAACUUUGUACUAGGCUUCUUCUGCUGCUUCAUGGGGUGUGACCUGGGCUGCUGCUUGAUCCCCUGCCUGAUUGAUGACUUCAAAGAUGUGACACACAGCUGUCCUAACUGCAAAGCCUACAUCUACACGUACAAGCGCCUGUGCUAACGGAGACCCCCGGGAGCUGGGACCCGGGAUUACUAUCUCUCCUUUUUGCUUGUCAAUCCUAUACCCUGUGCUUUGUUUUCCUGCUUGGCAGUAGCUUUUCCCUUUUUCCUCCUUAGGUUGGAAGCAGGGAACUCCUGUCCUCUCUGGUCUGUCCAGCCCAGGGAUAUUUGUAUCUCUUCUGGUUUAGGGUUUGGCAGAUUGGAAGUUUAGUGUUAAUGGGGUGGGGGGAAGUGACAAGCAUGUUAUUUUGGCUAUUGAUAUUUUGCUCAGUAUAUAUAAUCAGGAUUUCAAGAGUGAACUAACUGUCCACUAGCAGAGGUACUCUCCCCAUUGGAAGUUUCCAGAUCCCACCACUGUAAUACUGUAUUGGUUAUUUCACAUUUGCCUCCUUGGGAAUCAGAGAAAUCCUGCAUCGUGGAACAGUAAUUUGUUUCCAUGGGGCCUCUGGGAUAGAAGUUCCUCUUCCUACUACUCUAUCUGUAUGCCUUCUACAGUGACAAUUACCUUCUACUACCAGUCAGUUUGCCCUGACACUAUUGCAUGUCUGUUCUGAUACUUUCCAUGCUACAGAAUAGCCCAAGGUAGUUCAUGACCACAACUAGCCAGACAUGGGAUGUUGAUGUGGAUGGUAUUGAGGGGUGGAAGGGAGCCCUUGCUUAAGGAACAGAGAAACCAGGGGGCAAAGUGGUCAUUAGUAGCCACUGAGAACACACAACGGGAAAAGGUGGGUUCAAAAGGCCUUCGUCCUGUGUUUCUAAUUAAACAGAGAAAGCUCUAAGUUCCUAAAAGAUAGACUAAAGCGGCUGGGAUUGUGCAAAUUCUGGUCAGAACUAGAUGUAUCAUGAAGGACAGGAUUUCUGUGUAAUAGAAAAACAGAAUUGAAACCACUGGCAUUAGAAACUCUCAGGUAUCACAACUUAGGACACACAGAAGCUCUGUAGGACUAAGUGCUGAUUAGGAAAGAGUUGGUGAACAAUGAGGAUCAGACCUCAGAGAGCCCUGCUCAAGUAUGACACCAUUUUGGAACAAGGCUGGGUGCCAACUUAGAAAAAGUAACAAGCAAAAUUGAUUGCAUCUCCCAACUUAACAGAUGCCACUGGCUCAUCUGCUUACCUCCCUUUCCAAAAGUCCACCAUUGUACCUAUGGUACAAUGGCUGCUGAGCCCCACCUCUGGGGAGAUGAGAGUGAAGUGGCAAUGGAAGACUCAGCUUGCUCUUUUUGGACUUUUUCCUUAUUGUACCUGAAAUCUGACAUUUUGACCUUUUUCUGUGUCUCAAUUGCACACCUGUGGUGGAAGGGGGAUUGGGAAGAGGCCAGAAAUACUAUUCUAAACCCUACUUUAUCCCCACUUCCCAGACAUGGAAGUUUAUUGACUGGCCACUAGAUGGCACGUGCACAACAUGCUUUGUGUGAAUUGUUAUUUGCAGAUAUUUUACUUCUUUUAAAUCAUGUUGGGGAACACUAUUUUUGCACUAAACCUUUUAAUGUCCAUUGUGUUUAGAGCUUCAGUUGGAGAAAUCAUGUUAUUUAAUGAGGUUUGGGUAGAGAAUGAAGAGAAGUGAUAAUGGGUAAUGAGGCUGAGCUGACAUCCGAUUAAGCCCUGUUAUGGAAUAAGACUUGGGACCUGUGUCAUAAGGAUCACUGCUGCUACUGUACCCCUUACCUGGUUUCUGCAAUUCAAAUGCAUGUCAUCCUAUUUAAUGUGAACCUGUUUGUUCUCAAGUCUUAGUUUAUCACUUACAUUAAAUUGGCCCAUCUGCCCACCUUUCCCUGUC
Molecule: messenger RNA, 2618 nt
Organism: Vombatus ursinus (common wombat)
Lineage: Eukaryota; Metazoa; Chordata; Mammalia; Diprotodontia; Vombatidae
Gene: CDIP1
Product: cell death inducing p53 target 1
Exons: 6
Coding region: 234-842 (202 amino acids)
Biological process (GO): tumor necrosis factor-mediated signaling pathway; intrinsic apoptotic signaling pathway in response to DNA damage by p53 class mediator
Molecular function (GO): zinc ion binding
Source: RefSeq, a predicted model, not a curated record